AUGGCGACGUUGAAGGAGAGCUAUGCCGCGUCGUGCAUGGAGAUCCAGAGCCUCAGGUCCGCCAAGAAGACUUCAAAGGGGUCUAAGCCUCGCAAUAUCUGUGGCGUCCCCAGGAUGCAAGAUCUGGACGGCGAUGUGUUCGAGACUCCGGUGAAUCGUGCUGAUCCUGAAGAUGUUGAUGAUUCGGAAAAGGAAGACGCCGACGGCGGCGAAAAUAACGGCACUGGUCCUCCAAAGGGGCCCGUCGAAGGCCGUCUUGAUGAUCCUAUCCAGCAGCGUCUUCAGCAAUUAGAAGACAUGAUCGCUCGUAUCCCUGACAUCCCCCGACCCAUGGAAAAAGCUACUCCUAACAGUUAUGCUGAUUCCCCUUUUGCAGAUCCUAUUGCAUUGAUUGAGGUGCCCAAGCGAUUCUCCGUCCCAUCCAUGAAGCUGUAUGAUGGCACCACCGAUCCCAAUGAUCAUGUCGCACAAUACAAGCAAAGGAUGAUCACCAUCUCGAUCCCGAAAAAUAUGCGAGAAGCAUGCAUGUGCAAGGGCUUUGGAUCGACGUCGACCGGUCCAGCACUACAGUGGUUCAAUAAUCUCGAUAACGGGAUUAUUUCUUCUUUUGCUCAAUUAGUCAAUACUUUUAAUAUGCAAUUUGCUAGCAGCCGCAAAAUGGAAAAGCAAGCUAGCGAUUUGCACAGGAUUGUGCAAAAAUCUGACGAGUCUCUCAAAGAAUUGGUGAACAAGUUUAACAGGGAAAAGGUGUCUAUUCCAAAUUGCGACGCCCGGACGGCUAUCGAAGCUUUCAGGCGUGGCCUAGAUGAGGAGUCCGACCUCUACAAGGAGCUGACAAAAUAUCCCUGUCCGACAUUCGAAGAUGCCCAAGCCAAGGCCUUGGCCCAAAUCAGGCUGGAGGAGGACAUGCAGUCCAGAAAGGCUUAUGCUAAUGUUGACAGCUGGAAAGCAGCGUCCAACAAGCAAGCGUCAUGGCGUCAAAAGCCUUACGAGCCCCCGCAGCAGGUCCAUAGCGUCCGUCAUGUCGGGUCGGCCAGCGACUGGAAAAAUGAUCCUGGCCUCCCCCCCAAGCUAAGCGAAUAUGGUUUCAACGUCACCAUGGGAGGUAUCAUUAAUACUUUAUAUUCUUUAGGUUCUGCUGUUAAAUGGCAUUUCAGGAACGAAAAACAGACGACCCAUCGCGACAAAUCUAAAUGGUGCGAGUUUCAUGGAGACCAUGGACAUCAUACUGACGAAUGCGUCGCCUUGAGGCGGGAGGUGUCCCACCUGCUGAAGCAAGGAUAUCUUAAGGACCUGUUGACGGAGAAAGGGAAGCAGACGGUGUCAAAAAAUGACGACCGACGUCAGCCGCCGUCAUCACCACCCCAUGUCAAGGUAAUUAAUGUUAUUAGCGGUGGUUCAGAUAUUUGUGGAAUAACAUACUCUGCAGCCAAACGACAUGCACGAGAUGGCCCAAAUCAGGACGCCGUCCCAAAGGAACUCCAUCACCCCCGUGACGCUGAGUUGGAGGCUAUGCCAAUCACUUUUGAUGACGCCGAUCUCGGCGACGACAGGGACAUACAUCACGAUGGUCUGGUAAUAUCUCUAACUGUCAGUAUUUGCUUACUUAAACGUGUGUUAGUGGACAAUGGCAGUUUAGCAAACAUCUUAAUGAGAGGCGCUCUAGAGGACAUGGGAAUCGAUGAGCGUGACGUUGUCCGAAAGUCUACUGUCCUAAUAGGAUUCAGUGGGGAGUCCAAGCAUACUAUGGGAGAGGUGACUCUGCCAACCUUCGCCAAGGGAGUUAAUAUGCCAACUAAAUUUUAUGUCAUUGACUGCCGUUCCCCUUAUAAUGUGAUUUUAGGCAGGCCAUGGAUCCAUAGCAUGACGGCUGUCCCCUCAUCGUUCCAUCAAUCUUUAAAGUUCCCCACAAAAUGGGGAGUGCAAGAGAUCAAAGGGGACAGACGGAUCGUCAGAGAAUGUUACAAGACGUCUCUCAAACCCAGGAAAGCAGAAGCAUAG
This is a messenger RNA of Beta vulgaris subsp. vulgaris (sugar beet), 2001 nucleotides long. RefSeq lists its product as uncharacterized. Bases 1 to 2001 code for a protein of 666 amino acids. NCBI's taxonomy places the organism in Eukaryota, Viridiplantae, Streptophyta, Magnoliopsida, Caryophyllales, Amaranthaceae. The record is from RefSeq and is a predicted model, not a curated record. The transcript has a single exon.